This is a messenger RNA of Amyelois transitella, 1454 nucleotides long. RefSeq names its product 26S proteasome regulatory subunit 6A-B (gene Rpt5). Lineage: Eukaryota; Metazoa; Arthropoda; Insecta; Lepidoptera; Pyralidae. The record is from RefSeq and is a predicted model, not a curated record. Gene Ontology annotation, biological process: proteasome-mediated ubiquitin-dependent protein catabolic process. Gene Ontology annotation, cellular component: proteasome regulatory particle, base subcomplex. The transcript has 5 exons. Bases 129 to 1415 code for a protein of 428 amino acids. Gene Ontology annotation, molecular function: ATP binding; ATP hydrolysis activity; proteasome-activating activity.
AUGGCAACACUGAUAUUAAAUGUCAUGACAUGACAAAGCAGCAAAAACACUAAUUUUGUCGAGUCUUUUCUAAUAAAAAUACAAUAAGUUUUGUGCUUACUAGAAUUCCUUGAUUCUAUACAAAUAUCAUGGCUACAACUCUUGAAGAUAAAUCUAUUUGGGAAGAUGGUGAGGAAGCUCUCAGUGAGGAAGUGCUUCGUAUGCCAACAGAUGAGAUUAUCAGCCGCACGAGACUCCUAGACAAUGAAAUAAAGAUCAUGAAGAGCGAAGUGAUGCGAAUUUCCCACGAGUUGCAAGCCCAGAACGAAAAGAUCAAGGAGAAUACAGAGAAGAUCAAAGUUAACAAAACCCUUCCAUACCUUGUUUCGAACGUAAUAGAGUUAUUAGACGUGGAUCCUCAGGAAGAGGAAGAAGAUGGUGCAGUCGUCGAUCUUGACUCUCAAAGAAAGGGUAAAUGUGCAGUAAUUAAAACUUCCACACGCCAAACAUACUUUUUACCAGUCAUUGGUCUGGUCGAUGCUGAUAAAUUGAAGCCUGGAGACUUGGUGGGCGUCAACAAGGACUCUUACCUGAUAUUGGAAACGCUGCCUGCGGAGUACGAUGCGAGGGUGAAGGCUAUGGAGGUGGAUGAGAGGCCUACAGAACAGUACUCAGACAUUGGAGGGUUGGACAAACAGAUUCAGGAACUCAUAGAAGCUGUGGUGCUCCCAAUGACCCACAAGGAGAAGUUUGUGAAUCUCGGCAUCCAUCCUCCCAAGGGCGUGCUCCUGUAUGGUCCACCCGGCACCGGGAAGACCCUGCUGGCCAGGGCUUGUGCUGCCCAGACCAAGUCCACUUUCCUGAAGUUGGCUGGCCCUCAACUAGUGCAGAUGUUUAUCGGUGACGGCGCUAAACUGGUCCGUGACGCCUUCGCCCUCGCCAAGGAGAAAGCACCAGCCAUUAUCUUUAUAGAUGAGCUGGAUGCCAUUGGUACUAAACGUUUUGACUCGGAGAAGGCGGGAGACAGGGAAGUCCAGCGUACCAUGCUGGAACUGCUUAAUCAACUUGACGGAUUCAGCUCUACUGCUGAUAUAAAGGUGAUUGCAGCCACAAACAGAGUUGAUAUCCUGGACCCAGCAUUGCUUAGGUCAGGGCGUUUGGACAGGAAGAUUGAGUUCCCGCAUCCCAAUGAAGAGGCCAGAGCUAGGAUUAUGCAGAUCCACUCUAGAAAAAUGAAUGUGAGCCCCGAUGUGAAUUUCGAAGAGUUAUCCCGCUCCACGGACGACUUCAACGGCGCGCAGUGCAAGGCGGUUUGCGUAGAAGCUGGUAUGAUAGCCCUGCGCCGCUCGGCCACGGCCGUCACCCACGAAGACUUCAUGGACGCCAUCUUGGAAGUACAGGCCAAGAAGAAGGCGAACCUUAGCUAUUAUGCUUAGUUUUUAAAAUAUGUAUGGUCAAUAAAAUUCUGUUAACGC